This is a messenger RNA of Dreissena polymorpha, 2838 nucleotides long. Its product is annotated as zinc finger protein 345-like. Gene Ontology annotation, cellular component: nucleus. Gene Ontology annotation, biological process: negative regulation of transcription by RNA polymerase II; regulation of immune system process; regulation of cytokine production. The record is from RefSeq and is a predicted model, not a curated record. The coding region runs from base 1274 to 2464 and encodes 396 amino acids. The transcript has 3 exons. NCBI's taxonomy places the organism in Eukaryota, Metazoa, Mollusca, Bivalvia, Myida, Dreissenidae.
GAGGAGCCCCGCACUAAUGGGAAGAAGACCGUUUUGACUUCAAAUCCUUUUACCGUUUGACCGCUUCCAAACAACAAAUGGCAAUCGAAUACGUUUAAUAUUGAAGCAUUUAUACAAGCAGUUUUAUCUGUGGGAUGCGAAGUUGACAUCACAAGCACCCGUACAAGCACUUGUCAUAUGUAUUGAUCGAGAGACGUUUUCAUCAAAUGUGUACCCCUGUGUUGAUCGAGAGACGUGGACAUCACAAGCUUACCCUGUGCGGAUCAAGAAAUGUUGACAAAUGAAAAUUACUGUUUUGAUCAAGAGAUGAUGUCAAAUGCAAAUCCCUGUGUUGAUCAAGAGAUGUUGACACAUGCAAAUCCCAAUGUUGAUCGAGAUAUGUUGACAAAUGGAAACCCCUGUGACGAUCGAGAGAUAUUGGUAUCACUUGGCAGCUACUGUAAAAGUCCAGGCAUGUUAACAUCAUAUGACAGUUGUUUUAGCAAAGAUGAGGGAAAGUUCUGGUGCGACACCUGCGGGCACGGUCUGGCGGACCUGGGUAGCCUGUCACAACAUAUUUCAGAGCACAUUGUUGAUUCCAUGGCGAACACAAAUGACUCCCAUGUCAGCCACACUUCUCAUACAGGCCUUUUGAUUGACCAGAAACCUAUUACAGAUGACGAUGUCAAGAUAGAAAUUGGGGACACACGCCUAGGUACUCCAGACAUCUAUCAGAUUGCUGAGAGUCAAUAUACAUGUACAUGCUCCGUAUGCGGGGAAGUGUUCUUAGAGAUGCAGGAGUUUAAAAGACACCAACAUGUCCACAGUGGAGCCGGCACAAGUUCUCCCAAUGGAAGCUCUCCACAAGUCAAACAGGAAAUGAUGAAAAGUGAACGGGGCCAUAAGUCCAAGGUAUGCUACAGUGGAUUUAUUGUGUCAAGCAAUCUGACUGAGCCUAUACGGAUUCACAGAAGCAAUCGACGGCAUCACUGCAGUGUUUGUGAAAAGGGCUUUUUGCAUGGCUCUGAUCUCAUUGAGCAUAUGAGGAUUCACUCGGGAGAGUGGCCACUCAGUUGCAACGUGUGCGAAAAGGGAUUUGUCACCAGAUCGCAACUCACCCAGCAUAUUAGGAUUCACACGGGUGAGCUGCCACACAGUUGCAGUGUUUGUGGGAAGGGAUUUGUCUCCAGAUCUAAUCUCACUGAGCACAUCAGGAUUCACAUGAGAGAGCAGGCCACACAGUUGCAGUGUUUGUGGAAAGGGAUUUGUCUCCAAUUCUAACCUCACUAAGCAUAUGAGGAUUCACAUGGGAGAGCGGUCUUACAAUUGCAGUGUUUGUGGGAAGGACUUUGCCACCAGAUGGCAACUCACCCAGCAUAUUAGUACUCAUACGGGUGAGCUGCCACACAGUUGUAGUGUUUGCGGAAAGGGAUUUGUCUCCAGUUCUAACCUCACUAAUCAUAUGAGGAUUCACACCGGAGAGCGGUCUCACAAUUGCAAUGUUUGUGGGAAGGACUUUGCCACCAGAUGGCAACUCAGCUUGCAUAUGAGGAUUCACUCGGGAGAGCGGCCACACAGUUGCAGUGUAUGUGGAAAGGGAUUUUCCGACAGUUCUAAUUUCACAAGGCAUAUGAGGAUUCACACGGGAGAGCGGUCUCACAAUUGCAGUGUUUGUGGGAAGGACUUUUCCACCAGAUGUCAACUCACAUUGCAUAUGAGGAUUCACACAGGAGAGCGGCCACACAGUUGCAGUGUUUGUGGAAAGGGAUUUGUCUCCAAUUCUCAUCUCAGAAAGCAUAUGAGAAUUCACUCGGGAGAGCAGCCACACAGUUGCAGUGUAUGUGGAAAGGGGUUUGCCGACAGUUCUAAUCUCACAAGGCAUAUGAGUAUUCACUCGGGAGAGCGGCCAAAAAGUUGCGGUGUAUGUGGAAAGAGAUUUGCCAAUAGUUCCUAUAUCACUGAUCAUAUGCGGAUUCAUACGGGGGUGCGGUCACAUAGUUGCAGUGUUUGUGGAAAGGGAUUUGUCUCCAGCUUUAAACUCACAAGGCAUAUGAGGAUUCACACAGGUGAGUUGCCACACAGUUGCAGUGUAUGUGGAAAGGGAUUUGCCGACAGUUCUAAUCUCACAAGGCAUAUGAGGAUUCACACGGGAGAGCGGUCUCACAAUUGCAGUGUUUGUGGGAAGGACUUUUCCACCAGAUGGCAACUCACCUUGCAUAUGAGUAUUCACACGGGAGAGCGGCCACACAGUUGCAGUGUUUGUGGAAAGGGAUUUGCCGCCAGAUGUCAACUCGCAUUGCAUAUGAGGAUUCACACGGGAGAGCAGCAACACAGUUGCAGUGUUUGUGGAAAGGGAUUUGUCUCCAAUUCUCAUCUCAGAAGGCAUAUGAGAAUUCACUCGGGAGAGCGGCCACACAGUUGCAGUGUAUGUGGAAAGGGAUUUGUCGACAGUUAUAAUCUCACAAGGCAUAUGAGGAUUCACUAGGGAGAGCGGCCAAAAGUUGCGGUUGUGGAAAGAGAUUUGUCAAUAGUUCCUAUAUCACUGAUCAUAUGCGGAUUCAUACGGGGUGCGGUCACAUAGUUGCAGUGUUUGUGGAAAGGGAUUUGUCUCCAGCUUUGAACUCACAAGGCAUAUGGGGAUUCACAAAGGUGAGUUGCAACACAUUUGCCAUGUUUGUGGAAAUGGAUUUGUUUCCAGAACUCAACUCAAUGAGCAUAUGAGAAUUCACGCGGGAGAGCGGCCACACAUUUGCAGUGUUUGUGGGAAGGGAUUUGUCACCAGUUCACAUCUUACUCGGCAUAUGCGGAUUCACACGGGAGAGUGGCCACACAAUUGCACUUUUUGUGGGAAGGGAUUUG